Arabidopsis thaliana (thale cress) is the source of this 833-nucleotide messenger RNA. RefSeq names its product Pre-rRNA-processing protein TSR2, conserved region. The coding region runs from base 151 to 525 and encodes 124 amino acids. The transcript is spliced from 3 exons. The record is from RefSeq and is marked reviewed. Lineage: Eukaryota; Viridiplantae; Streptophyta; Magnoliopsida; Brassicales; Brassicaceae.
AGAAAACAGAGUAUACAACAGAAAACACAAUCGUUUAUUUUUGUUCUCUGUGUUCCCAUACACAAAAUCUUCCAGCUUCUGUUUCUCCGUUUUGUUCAACGGAGUUACAAAGCGGAAGAACCUUUGCCUUCGGCCUGAAAGACCAAAGAUAUGGGAACUGGUGGAAUAACGUCCAACGCUCACGUGGUCUCUCCCACGUGGCAUCACAAGCACGUGCCUCCUAUGGAUGACGACUCUGUUCUUCAAAGAGACAUCGGAGAGCUUCUUUCACGGUGGGGCGGGCUUCAAAUGGCCGUAAAGAACCAGUGGGGAGGCCAUGAUUCUCUCAAGAAAUCUCAAGAGCUAGCUCACAAUCUUUUUCAUCUCAUCUCUCAAUCAAAUGUGAUUACGGUGGAAGAAAUAGAGAAUUUGCUACAUGAAAGCUUGCUUCUUUCUUUCAACACAGAGAUUGAAGAUGGCAGCAUUGAAGAGGUAGCUGAACAAUUGAUGAUACUCCAUGAAGAACAUUUACGUGGGACUCUUUAAGCAGUAGCUUGAACGAUUUAUAUCAUUUUUGGUGUAUAAUUAGAUCAAUGUAAGAUACAAAGAAUUGAAAAUUGGGUGGACAACAAAAUAUUAUUCAUCAGAAAUCAUAGAAUAUAGGAAUACGUAUCAAAAUCUAUGUUUAUUUGAUGUAAUCAUUUUGUAGUUGUGAUGAACAGUUUUUCCUAAUGUAAUUUCAAAUUAACCAGUAAGACACUCCAUCAUGAUUAAUGUGGGGAAUAUGGACCGAGUGACCGAUACCACGUAGAAAAUAUAUAUCUAAAUUUUCCAAUAUAAUGCAACAAAAUUCA